Diprion similis is the source of this 2540-nucleotide messenger RNA. RefSeq names its product MTOR-associated protein MEAK7. NCBI's taxonomy places the organism in Eukaryota, Metazoa, Arthropoda, Insecta, Hymenoptera, Diprionidae. The record is from RefSeq and is a predicted model, not a curated record. Bases 439 to 1791 code for a protein of 450 amino acids. The transcript has 2 exons.
CAACUGACAAGAGGCGACGAUCGAGAUAAAAUUAAACAAGCAAAGUAUCUGGUAUCGGUCAAUCAUCACGUAUCAAGUAUAGGGCCUGGUUUUGCUCCCGGUUAAUUAUUUAUUAGUCGGGAGCCUUGGGGAGCUUUGCAGACCAAAAUUGGCUAGAAGCUGUGCGGCGAUGACCCGCGAUCAUGCGCGUUGUCGGCAGUCAAUAGUUCGCAAAUCCGGGUUAUAACCUCAAAGGAUUUAUUUAUCUUGACAUUAGUGGUUUCAGUGAAACGACCGUAUUCACGUUUACUUUGACAUAAAGUAACCAUGUGAUGUGUCAGCUGAUCGCCCACAGCGUUGUUUGUUAAAAUAAACAAAGCAACUAUUCGAUUUCAUUCAAGGCUGCCAAGUUUCGUACUCGUUGAAUUUUUUCACGGAUUCGGGAGGGUCGACGAAAAGAUGGGUCACGGAACCAGUCGGUCGUCGCCAUCGGGGAAUAUUCUGUCAGCGGAGGAGCAGAGCUUGGUAGAGAAUUUAUUUAAGUCAAUGUCAAGGAGUUCUGGAUCGAUAAAAAGAGAGGAUGUUUUUAAGCACUGGUCGACACAUUUGGAUGACUAUUUGCUGCAGUUUGUUGUGAAAUUUUUGUGCCACGAACCGGGAAAAAAAUUAUCUGCUAUAAAUGGGGAGAAUUUUGGUCGGCUUUAUGUCUUUGCAGUUAGAGGUAGUGCCGAUGAACGUGCGACAUUAAUAUUCAAAGGAUUUUCAGAAAACGAACAGAAGUAUGAAAUACCCAGGACUUGCUUUCUCCAAUACGUCGAGGCGACGGUAAAUUCGUAUUUGAAAUUACAGAAGAAUAGUGCUAACCCUCAUUAUAACAGCUGGAGUUUGAUCGGUUGCGCAAUAAAUACUCGAAGGAUAAAUCUUUAUUCUCAAAGUCUUUGCGAAGGUUUGGGAAAUAACGAAGAUAUCAUAAUGUCCGACGAACUGGAGAACUGGUUCUCUCAGGCAGCUAAUUUCAAAUCGAUCCAAUCACACGUUUUCAAAAAUUUGUUUCUCAUAUCGCAGAAAAAGGGGGAUAAGAACACUAGCUUAAAAAUCAAUGAUCUUAAUUUGAUGCCUGUUUGCAGAGGCUUGGAAAAUAUACCUCAUUUCCCAAGCAUCCUGGGACUUAGCGAUGUUUUAUUUUUGAAUCUAAGUCUUCCGCAUGAGCUUAGAAACGAAUGGCGAUUUUUAUUCUCAAGCCAGAUACACGGAGAAUCUUUCUCGACAAUGUUAGGUCGAAUUUCUAUGCAAGGCGCAACAUUACUGAUAGUACAAGACACAGAAAAUCAUGUAUUUGGAGGAUUUGCCCCAGAUAAUUGGUCUCUGAGUCCGAAUUUUACUGGCAACGAUAGUUGCUAUCUUUUUAAACUCGAACCAAAGAUAAUAACUUUUUCAGCAACAGGAUAUAACAAUCAUUAUCAGUACUUGAAUUUGCAUCAGCAAACCAUGCCGAAUGGUUUACUAAUGGGUGGCCAAUUCAACUAUCCCGGACUUUGGUUAGAUUGUGAAUAUGGUACGGGAAAAUCUAGCGUUUCUUGUACAACUUUUCAGAAUUAUUCGCAACUCAGUGGGUCAGAAAAUUUCACAAUUAAACAUUGUGAAGUUUGGGGUGUUGGACCCUUGCCUGAGACAGAUGAAAAUGAGAGAGGUGACUCAAUAUUGGAUCAAGAUCCGGCAGCCAAAGUUAUCCUAGAAUUAGCUGGGCGAACGUUACAUAGCGACGGUCUUAGAGAUAAGAAACGAGAUAAGAGCGGUAAUUUUGUUAACUAAGAUUUCAGACUAUGAUAAGAACGAAAAUAACUGAAAUAGUAAUUCUAAGGAUUUACGAAACUGCACACUCCUGUUAUUCGGGUAAUAUUAAUUGCCAUCGUUUUCAAAGUAAAUUAAGCAAGGUAUAUUAAUUUCAAUCUUUUCAUUGUUAGAAAUAAUUAGUGAGUAAUGCCAAAGAAUGCGAGAUCAUUUUAUCUCUAUUGCAAUAUACAAGUAAUAAAUGCAAUACCUCAAUGGCCUAAUUCAAUACGAGAUAAGUAAUGCAAUCCGGAAGUCGAUGGAGAUUAAACUUAUUGUACAUUUUCCAGUACACUUGUUUUUUAACACUUGAAUGUGAUUUAACGACUUUAAAUUAUUAUGCGUGUUCGGUUACAAGAACUUUUGUGUAAAUAUACAUAGUACAUUAAGUCACUGUUUUAGAAAUAUAGACUGUUUAUAGCGUUAAGUGCGAAUUUAACAUUUUAUAUAACUUUAUGUCAUUGUUAUGGAAUUCUAUUUUCGACUGUAAUAUGAUUAAUCAAUUCUCAAUUUCAAUCUUUGAGAGCAUGGAAAAUUUUUCUAAUGUACUAUUACACUGUCUGUUACUGUAAUAUAAAAUAAAAUAUAAUUAAUUUUUCUUUGAGAAGUACAUUCGCUUGGUGUUAGCUAAUUUCACUAAUUCGGCCUGAUUUGCCAUGUCGUUAAUAUAGUAUAGCUGUUGAUUAUAAUUUAUUUGUAUACAGUGAAAUCCUGUUGUAGACCUAUUUGUU